Messenger RNA from Trachymyrmex septentrionalis, 2123 nucleotides. RefSeq lists its product as uncharacterized. Bases 359 to 1792 code for a protein of 477 amino acids. Gene Ontology annotation, biological process: regulation of translational initiation. The record is from RefSeq and is a predicted model, not a curated record. Gene Ontology annotation, cellular component: cytosol. NCBI's taxonomy places the organism in Eukaryota, Metazoa, Arthropoda, Insecta, Hymenoptera, Formicidae. Gene Ontology annotation, molecular function: translation activator activity; RNA binding; protein binding. The transcript has 10 exons.
GGCGUGACAGCAUCGGUACCGCGUUGUAGCUCUCGCGUCCGGUUCUCUUCCGGAAAUCUCUUGGAAUAACAAUUCUCGGUGAUUUCAACGCGCGAGAGGAAACUCCGAAAAGGUACUAAUAGCGCCCGUUAUCCAGCACGAGGUGAAUCAUCGUGGUAAUAAUUGAGAAACGAUAUCUAUAGCUUCAACGAGUGACGCGAUACGACUGCAUUCGGAUGAUCGAUUGGCUGGAUCGAGCGAGGCGUAGACGACGAGCGCCGUCGAUCGCGUUUAGAAAUCGAGUCGCGCCGGGAGUGACGUGAUCGUGAACGUUUCAUGAUAGGUAUUCAGCAUUUUAUGAUUGUUUUAAAUAUUUCUAAUGAGUUCCGAUCAAAGUGCUACGAAAAAUUCGGCAAUACGCGGCGGCAAAGGGCAUCGUUUUGAAGUAAGCGCGACUCAGGCCCGGUUUCAUCAAUCGAGAAUGGUGCGAGCAACUCGUGCGGAUGGAGCGCUGACGAAGAUGAGGGAUGCAGUUUCACAGAAAGGAAGUAAUAACGUAGCCGCCCCCAAGUCCAAACCGUCCUUAGAAAUAUACCGACCCCCAGUUUCAUGGUCACCUGUAGGUGGGAGAGCGGAAGGAGCCACGGCGAACGUCACUAAUCUUCGACUAAACGUGCACGCUAAGGAAUUCACGAUGAAGCAGAACGAUUCGCAUCCUUCUAAGUCUCGGAAUAAUGCAUCGGAGCGCUCCUCGUAUUAUCUGCAGCACAGUAAAUCGAGCGGUAAUAUACACCGUUAUCUCUACGCUCAGCAACAACAGCUACAACAUCCUCUGCAACAACAGCAACAGCACCAGCUACCGUCCCGUCAUUCUCACAGUGGCCAUCACGCAAAUUCCACAUUUCGACAGCUCCAUCCUUUAGAUACGUCUGCAUCCAGCGGGAACAUCUUGCACGUCGCGAAUCGGGUACAUUUCAAUGUGGAACAAAACGAAGUCAAAGCUAAUUCUGUAAAACCGGGCAAGCUUACCAAAUCGCACACCUUCGUAUCGACUUAUGGCCUGAAGCGCUCGAAGAGUCUGAACUCAACGGAUGUAUUAGCCGCUAAAGCACUCAAUAUCGCGGACGCCUCUGAGCUCGGUAAAUUUCCCUCGCCCGUUCAAGAUAUACUUUUGCGAGCGAUAGAAGAUCCGAAUCUUUUAAAUGCGAGAACGUUGAUGGAACUAGUACGACACAUUCUGGAUAGGGUAGUGGAGAAUCGCAAGUAUGCCGAGCCGGCAGCUAAAAUUUGCAUCACAAUUAUAGAGAAAGAAACAAAGGAAACUUUUCUGGAAUCCUUGCUAAAUACGUGCCAACAAUGGUACCAAGAUCGCGCUAGAUUACUGCACGACAGCACGACCUGCCAUCGGUAUUCAACCUUUAUGACGUUUCUCAACGAGAUGUAUUGCCAGUUGAAACGACGGCAGCUACAAUUGAAGACACAGCAGGAGGGCGUUCCUCCCGGACGCGUGCUGCUCACGCUGCUUUGGAAAUGUUGCCAGGAUUGUCUGCAGCCACCUGCCAUCAAUUCACUUACCGAGACGAACUGCCUAUUCUUCAUCCUCACGUGCAUCGGCAAGGACCUGGACGCGGAGCUGCCCGCGCAACUACAGCAACUGCUCGGUAGCGUGCGGGACGCCUUCCUAGCAGAAGAGACGACGCUGCCACCGGUGAAGAGGACUCUCCUGCAACUGAUCGAGCUCCAUGCCGCUCAUUGGCAACUGCCAGCGCCUGCGGUGGUUUACUACUACCCCUCGAACUCAAACUCCAAGUGACCGCCACUCGACACCUCCGCGGUCUCCGUCCAUCUUCCCAGAGUACGUGCGAGUGGACUUGCACGAAAGCAUGGGUGUACUUUAAGUAUUUGUACCGGAACGAAAUAUUUUCUAACGAGCGCGCUAAUAUGCCUUUCGACGCGACAAUAAAUACACGAACGAAAGUACGACGUCGAUGAGAGUUAUAUGCAAUCCUUUUGGUUUUUUUUUUUUUAUUUCACGACGAUCGCGAACGGUUUGCGAUGAUCUCGUUCCUUCCACGAAACGGAAAGUUUUUGUUCGAUGAUUCUGUAUGCAAACGGUGGUAUACGAAUAAACAAGUUCUUUUACA